Molecule: messenger RNA, 1359 nt
Organism: Durio zibethinus
Lineage: Eukaryota; Viridiplantae; Streptophyta; Magnoliopsida; Malvales; Malvaceae
Product: dof zinc finger protein DOF5.4-like
Biological process (GO): regulation of DNA-templated transcription
Molecular function (GO): DNA binding; DNA-binding transcription factor activity
Source: RefSeq, a predicted model, not a curated record
UGUGCUUUUUUCUUCCUCUCGUCAACUAAACUCUUCAGUGACGUGAAUUUUUUGGCUUGCAAAAAGUUCACUGGAAUCUUUGUAUGUAUAUAUAAACUAAUAUAAAAAUCAAUCGGAUUUGGUUCCGAGUUUCUGAAAAUUUCGCUUUCAUUUGUUUAUUUAAAAUUUUGGAGCGAAAAUUGUUGUGAGUAAUGCAAGACAUCCGCUCGAUCGGAGGUGACCGCAUAUUCAGCGGCGGCGGCGGAGGAGGAGGAGGAGACAGAAGGUUACGACCGCAUCACCACCAAAACCAUCAAGCACUCAAGUGUCCACGCUGCGACUCUCACAACACAAAAUUCUGUUACUACAACAACUACAACCUCUGUCAGCCACGUCAUUUCUGCAAGAGCUGCCGGCGUUACUGGACAAAAGGCGGCGUCCUCCGUAACGUACCCGUCGGUGGUGGUUGCCGCAAAGCCAAGCGCUCCAAAACCAGACCUUCAUCUGAAACCACCACAGCCGUUGCCGCCUCUGCACCACCACAGCCACAGCAACCACAGCAGCAACAACAUGAUCAACGUAAAUCGAAUUCUCAUUCUAGCAGCGAGAGUUCAAGUCUUACUGCAGCUAAUUCUAACGCUGCAGUGACCAAUAAUAAUACCAAUAACAACAACAAUAAUAGUUCCACCGGUGGCGCAGCGGAGGCGGUGUCGGCUGUAACAUCUCAUUCUAACUUGAUAAAUGUAAGCGAGUCGAAGUUUUAUGGAAACGCUAAUAAUUUAGAGUUCGAGCCAGGAUUGCUAGAACAAGGAUCAGACUGCGGCUUAUUUUCGGAGAUUGGGAGUUUUACGAGCUUGAUUACUUCAUCGAACAAUGAAACGUUGUCGUUUGGUUUCGGGACGGUAUUAACUGAGCAAGGACUUGAGCAAGGACAGUGGCAGCAGCAACAGCAGCAAAAGAUGAUGAGUAUGGGAGGAGAGGAAAUUACCGGCGGAUUGCUUGAUCAGACGGUUCAAGUUGAGCUUUCAAAUUUGCAUAGUAGAUCCGAGAGUGGAUUUGGAGCCUUGGAUUGGCAAGGGAGUGGAGAUCAAGGGUUGUUUGAUCUUCCUAACGUUGUUGAUCAGACAUAUUGGAGUCAGAGUCAAUGGACUGAUCAAGAUCAUCCUACCCUUUAUCUCCCGUAAAUUAUCUCUCACCUUUUCUUUUCCGUAAAUUAUUUAUUAACUAUUAAAAAGAAAAAAACUCUCAUAAAAAAAAAAUCAAAGAAAGCCUCAAGGCUUAAGGUAAAAGAAACUGAAGAGAGUUAUAUGGAUAUAUGAAUGUGACUAUUUCUUAUUGUGUAAAAUUUUUAAUAUAUUUUUCUAAUAUUUAAGUUUUAUU